Messenger RNA from Dictyostelium purpureum, 228 nucleotides. RefSeq names its product signal recognition particle 9 kDa subunit. Gene Ontology annotation, biological process: negative regulation of translational elongation; SRP-dependent cotranslational protein targeting to membrane. NCBI's taxonomy places the organism in Eukaryota, Evosea, Eumycetozoa, Dictyosteliales, Dictyosteliaceae. Bases 1 to 228 code for a protein of 75 amino acids. Gene Ontology annotation, cellular component: signal recognition particle, endoplasmic reticulum targeting. The record is from RefSeq and is a predicted model, not a curated record. The transcript has 2 exons. Gene Ontology annotation, molecular function: 7S RNA binding.
AUGUACAUAAACGAUUGGGAAGAGUUUUACGAUAAAUCAGAACAAUUAUAUAGACAAGAUCCAAAAAGAACAAGAUUUGUAUUUAAAUUUAGACAUAUUGAAAGCAAAGUAGUUUUAAAAGUUACAAAUGAUACAGUAAAUCUUCAAUAUCAAACAGACAAAGAAGAUGAUUUCCAAAAAAUUGAACAAAUUAAUUCAUUAUUUUUUAGAAUUAUGACAGAACAAUAA